Messenger RNA from Leptidea sinapis, 1434 nucleotides. RefSeq names its product UMP-CMP kinase (gene Dak1). The transcript has a single exon. Lineage: Eukaryota; Metazoa; Arthropoda; Insecta; Lepidoptera; Pieridae. Gene Ontology annotation, molecular function: UMP kinase activity; ATP binding. Bases 120 to 752 code for a protein of 210 amino acids. Gene Ontology annotation, cellular component: nucleus; cytoplasm. The record is from RefSeq and is a predicted model, not a curated record. Gene Ontology annotation, biological process: CDP biosynthetic process; 'de novo' pyrimidine nucleobase biosynthetic process; UDP biosynthetic process.
CAAAGUGACAUUUCAACUUUCAAGGUCGAUGCUUUGCGCAUGUUUGAAAAUUAUUCGAUUUUAAUCUAUUAGAAUAAACCGAGACACAAUUACACAAUACACAGUUCUAAACUUGUUUCAUGCUAAGUGUGUUGUCUCGGUCGCUUGCGUCCAUUAGAAAAAAUAUGCUACCUGAAGUAGUAUUUGUAUUGGGAGCUCCUGGAGCCGGUAAAGGAACUCAAUGUUCUCUUAUAUCAGAAGAAUUUGACUUUGUUCACCUUUCAGCAGGUGAUCUAUUGCGAGAAGAACGACAGAGGCCUGGAUCUGAGUAUGGUGAGAUGAUAGAGGAAAAAAUUCGCAAUGGUGAAAUAGUUCCGGUUGAGGUUACGUGUUCAUUGAUACACAAAGCUAUGGAAAAAUCAGAUAAAAAUCGAUUUCUUAUCGACGGAUUUCCUCGAAACAAAGAUAACUUAGAUGGUUGGCAACGUGUAAUGUCCGACAAGACUAAGCUUCUGUUUGUUUUAUUUUUCGAAUGUUCCCGGGAAUUAUGCACCAGUAGAUGUUUGGGUCGCGGAGCAGCAGGCAGUGGCAGGUCUGACGACAAUCUGGAGAGUCUUCAGAAAAGGUUCAAUACCUAUAUGAAUGAUACAUUGCCUAUAAUCAAUCAUUAUGACAAGCUGGGUAUGGUACGGAGAGUGAAUGCUGAAUCAGCCCCAUCUGAGGUCUUUGAGCAUGUGAAGAAAUGUUUCACUAAUCUAGAUGUCCAAAGUUAAUUAGAGUACUCCUUGUAGCUAAAUGUGUGUGUGUAAUGUGUAUGUGUAGAUUGUAUUGCUUGUGAUAGGUAAAACAUUUGAUCAAAGAUAUUAUAUUAUAUAUAAGUUAUUCCAGUUCUUGCAAUAGCACUUAAUAAUAUAAAUAAUAGUUAAUUGUGGUGUAAAAUGUUGCUAGAUAUCAUAUAAUAAGUAACCUUCAUUUUAAUAGCAUUGUCAUGGAAUUAACUAAGGUCAAGACAAUUUAUUUAAAAUUGCUAUAUAAUUUUUUGCUUGAAAGCAAGUUUGUCAUUGAAUUAAGUAAUUUAUAUAGUUGGGUUUUGAAUGAAUAAUAAAUGAAGAUUUAUGAAUUUGUCAUUGUUAAUAAACUUGUGAGGGAUUCAAUUUUUUCUCAUGGCAACUAACUAUUGCAUUAACAUAGUUAUCUAAUAAAUAACACAGCAUGUUUUAUGUUAUUAGCGUUUGAAUAUCACUUGAUAAUAGUGAGAAAAGCUAGUGGGACAGGCCACUUUUCAUCUUUUUUAUUAAACAAAGAUAGAAGAAAGAAGGUUAAUAUUUACAAUUUUUCAUGUAGCAUAAUAAUAAAGCAAGAAUCAAUUAAUAAUUCCAAUAGUGAAUCAUUAUUAUUAUUAAUUUAUCUGUAUGAUAUGUAAAUAAAAGUUCAUGUUAUUGUGCUGGAGUGUUA